Asterias rubens (European starfish) is the source of this 1629-nucleotide messenger RNA. Its product is annotated as inositol oxygenase-like. NCBI's taxonomy places the organism in Eukaryota, Metazoa, Echinodermata, Asteroidea, Forcipulatida, Asteriidae. The transcript has 11 exons. The record is from RefSeq and is a predicted model, not a curated record. Bases 228 to 1127 code for a protein of 299 amino acids. Gene Ontology annotation, cellular component: cytoplasm. Gene Ontology annotation, molecular function: inositol oxygenase activity; iron ion binding. Gene Ontology annotation, biological process: inositol catabolic process.
UCUGCUGAGACUGGAGUUCGAAUCAAAGUCCAUUCUGUCUGCUGCGGUUUUGUGCUGAACUGAAGGUUGUUCUCGAGUCCACACACGGUCUGCAGUCUGCGGUCAUCUGACGUGUGGUGCGCGAUUGGGAAUUUGUUGUCCCUGCUGUUUGCUGAAAUAACCCCUUGUGUGUACUGUGAAUCUCUGACGUUAGAACCGCUAGAUUUUACCCUGACGCAUUGGUCAAGAUGGAGAAUCAGAAUAAAGUUACAAUCUUGGACCCAUCGGAGAUUUACAGGCCAGAAAUCAAUCGAGGGAUUGAUAAUACAAUGCCUUCUCCAAAGGAGAUCAACUUCAGAAAGUUUAACGAGGAAAAAGGCUCUGAAGACAACCCUCAAAUUCAGAGAGUCAAGAACACCUACAAGUUAAUGCACACACACCAGACAGUGGAGUAUGUGCAGAGCAAACACAAGCAGUGGUCAACAUUUGACCAUGCAAAGCUGACCAUCAUGGAGGCGCUAGAGUUUCUGAAUAAUGUAAUAGACGAGGCUGACCCUGAUGUCAGUGUGCCAAACAUUUACCACGCCUUUCAGACUGCUGAGAGGAUUCGUGAAAAGCAUCCUGAUAAAGAUUGGUUCAUUCUGACUGGGUUGAUCCAUGAUCUGGGCAAAGUGAUGGCUGUGUGGGAUGAACCUCAGUUUUCCACUGUUGGGGACACUUUUGUUGUAGGCUGUGCAUUUGCAGAUUCUAUUGUUUACAGAGAAACAAGUUUUGUGGACAACCCAGACGGAAAAAACCCUGCCUACAACUCCAAGUUCGGCAUGUAUGAGGAACACUGUGGCUUGGAUAAUGUGUUGAUGUCAUGGGGGCACGAUGAGUACAUGUACAAAGUGUUGAUUGAAAACAAGUGCACCCUUCCUGAAGAGGCGAUGUACAUGAUUCGCUAUCACUCCUUCUACCCAUGGCACACUGGACAAGACUACAUGCAUCUUUGUAACAACAAAGAUCUGGAGAUGCUUAAAUGGAUCCGGGAAUUCAACCAAUUUGAUCUGUACUCCAAGAGUGAUAAACUGCCGGACAUCAAAGCCUUAAUGCCGUACUAUCAAUCCCUAGUGGACAAGUACAUUCCUGGUACCCUGAAGUUUUAGAUGUUUAAUGUGAACCUGGUUAAUCCCACCGGUGUACGGAAAUCCCGACCCUGUUCUAAGCACAAUCAAUGCUUUUCUAUAUCAUGUGUAAAUUUUGAACAAAACUAACUUUUUGAUAACGAUUGUAUAUUGAUUAACAUAUGGUUGAGGUGGGAUUUUUUCAAUCUGAAAUUAUAAAUUAUUUUUGAGUGAUAUUUUGAGAUAUAGUUUCUGAGAAACUUAUUUAAUUAUUAAAAACUCCAGCUCUGAAAAUGUGGCAUGUAGUUCCAGAUAAACUUUUGAAGGUUGUUAUCAGUUUAUUUUUGAUCUAUAAGCAAAAUUACCAAGAAAAGUAAAACGAAAGUCAACUAUGAAAGUUUCAGUUGAGAUUACAGUGUCUAUUUGUUGAGGGUCGUAGUGUUUCCAUCAAGAUCAUGUAAAAUCCAUCCACAUUAAAGACACUGAACACUAUUGGUAAUUGUCAAAGACUAGUCUUCACACUUGGUGUAUCUCAACAUAUGCA